Saccostrea cuccullata (small rock oyster) is the source of this 1038-nucleotide messenger RNA. Its product is annotated as foot protein 1 variant 1-like. The transcript has 3 exons. The record is from RefSeq and is a predicted model, not a curated record. Lineage: Eukaryota; Metazoa; Mollusca; Bivalvia; Ostreida; Ostreidae. The coding region runs from base 1 to 1038 and encodes 345 amino acids.
AUGUUUGGCUCCAAUGAAUCAGAUUCCUCCUCCAAUGCAAAAUAUCCCUGUAAGAUAGUCCUGAGGAACAUUGUCCACAAGAAGCAAGAGUUGUACAAGGCCGAGUCUAAAGACUUACUGGACAUAGCCCGGGAGAGGAGGCCCCCACCCAGUAACUGGAAACCCUGGGAGAAGAAGCCCCCACCCAAGAGGAGACCCCCACCCAGUAACUGGAAACCCUGGGAGAGGAGGCCCCCACCCAGUAACUGGAAACCCUGGGAGAGGAGGCCCCCACCCAGUAAGUGGAAACCAUGGGAGAGGAGACCCCCACCCAGUAACUGGAAACCCUGGGAGAGGUGGCCCCCACCCAGUAACUGGAAACCCUGGGAGAGGAGGCCCCCACCCAGUAACUGGAAACCCUGGGAGAGGAGGCUCCCACCCAGUAACUGGAAACCCUGGGAGAGGAGAACCCCACCCUGUAACUGGAAACCCUGGGAGAGGAGACCCCCACCCAGUAACUGGAAACCCUGGGAGAGGAGGCCCCCACCCAGUAACUGGAAACCCCGGGAGAGGAGGCCCCCACCCAGUAACUGGAAACCCUGGGAGAGGAGGCCCCCACCCAGUAACUGGAAACCCUGGGAGAGGAGACCCCCACUCAGUAACUGGAAACCCUGGGAGAGGAGACCUCCACCCAGUAACUGGAAACCCUGGGAGAGGUGGCCCCCACCCAGUAACUGGAAACCAUGGGAGAGGAGGCCCCCACCCAGUAAGUGGAAACCAUGGGAGAGGAGACCCCCACCCAGUAACUGGAAACCCUGGGAGAGGUGGCCCCCAUCCAGUAACUGGAAACCCUGGGAGAGGAGAACCCCACCCAGUAACUGGAAACCCUGGGAGAGGAGACCCCCACUCAGUAACUGGAAACCCUGGGAGAGGAGGCUCCCACCCAGUAACUGGAAACCUUGGGAGAGGAGAACCCCACCCAGUAACUGGAAACCCUGGGAGAGGAGACCCCCACCCAGUAACUGGAAACCCAAGGGACUACUGGUGGCUCACCUCUAG